Molecule: messenger RNA, 777 nt
Organism: Helobdella robusta
Lineage: Eukaryota; Metazoa; Annelida; Clitellata; Rhynchobdellida; Glossiphoniidae
Exons: 2
Coding region: 1-777 (258 amino acids)
Source: RefSeq, a predicted model, not a curated record
AUGUUUCAAACACCAUCCAUCAACGAUCCAACAUACCCGAAAUCAUUCGACGGCAAUCAUCAAGACGCACUAACUUGGUGGCAGUACUUCGAGAAUUGGCUUACUUUUAAACACUGGCUUCCAAGCAAUGAUGCGAAUAUUCAAAGUCAAUAUUACGUUGAUAACAUGAAAACGAUUGUCGCACUUUUGAGUUUGCUUUUCAAAGAUGUCGACAAGAACGAUUACAACUACUUCGGCGCACUUAUUGGAGGUCUACGUGACGAUAUCAGAAGAGACAUCACCAUUAUGAAACCAACUAACAUUGACGAACUUUAUGAAGCAGCGAGGUUAGUGGAAAACAAUUGUUUACAUAACUCCCAUGAUAAUGAAAUCGCUAACACGCUGAUGAGAUUAGAAGAGUCAAUUAAUAAUAUAAAAGUUGCAAGAGUUGAUGAUAAUAAGUACAAGUUGCGUAGUCGCGAGCGAGAUGAUUAUGAUUACGACAAAGACCGCAGAUCAAAUCAUUAUAAUGAUGAGAAAUCAAGAAAUCGUAGUGACAGCAGACCAAGUAGCAUUAGAUCAAGAUCGAGUAGAUCCCGUUCAAACUCUCCUAGAGACAGUAAUAGACAGCAACAGUUUAUUCCACGAAACAAGAGCAACGAGCGAAGAGUUAGAUAUUACGAACCAGUUAAACAACUAACACUUUAUAAAUGUAAUAACUGUGGAACAGAACACACAUCAGGAAAAUGCCCAGCUUACAACAAGCAGUGUUUCAGAUGUAACAAGAUAACAAGAUGA